AUGAUGCAACAACAGUCAACAACAACAUCACAAGAGACCAUAACAACACCAACAACUUCCGAUGCAUUGUCACGAGAUGAAAUCGAAUAUAAACAGAAGGAAAAACAGCAACAAUUCGAUGAAGAAAAAUCAUUGACAUCUCCGACAUCUUUUACUACCACUACUUCUCAACAACAACAACAGAAGCAAACUUUGGACAAUAAACAACAAGAAAUUAAUGAAAGUAAUAAGACAUUGAAUAGUAAAGAAUUAUCUGGUCCUAAUAAAUCAAAUAAAUCGGAGAGUUUGGAGCAUCCCAUGUCUAUCAAGGAAUUUCUCAAGAUUACAAUUCUUCCUCGAUGGUAUUCAGUGCCCAACAAGGUGAGUGAAGCAAGAGAUAUGUUGGCAACAGAAAGAACCAUGUUGAGUUGGUAUAGAACUGCAUUUUCAAUUUUGGGUGUUGGAAUUGCUGUUUCGAGGAUGAAAAAAUCUGAUGGUUCUGUAAUUCCAAAGGUUGUUGGAGCAAUUUCAUGUUCACUAGCUAUGAUUUUAAUCAUGUAUGCUCAUUUGAGAUAUUAUGCAGUUAUGAAAUCUCUAUUCGAAUAUCACUUUUCUGCUGAUACAUUAUCUCCUCCUUUCAUUCUCCUUAUUGGCUUGCUAAUUUGUGUCAUUGCUGUUCUUUUAUUCUUUGUGUAA
This is a messenger RNA of Naegleria gruberi, 675 nucleotides long. RefSeq lists its product as uncharacterized. Lineage: Eukaryota; Heterolobosea; Eutetramitea; Acrasida; Naegleriidae. The record is from RefSeq and is a predicted model, not a curated record. The transcript has 4 exons. Bases 1 to 675 code for a protein of 224 amino acids.